Messenger RNA from Psammomys obesus (fat sand rat), 1996 nucleotides. RefSeq names its product diphthamide biosynthesis 7 (gene Dph7). The transcript has 9 exons. The record is from RefSeq and is a predicted model, not a curated record. Gene Ontology annotation, molecular function: protein binding. Lineage: Eukaryota; Metazoa; Chordata; Mammalia; Rodentia; Muridae. Bases 378 to 1760 code for a protein of 460 amino acids.
GACUCCAAAGGGCACACGUUGUCCUCUGCAUGUUUCCAAAUUUUCCUUUACAUGAAGACUAUCGGAUCAGAGUUCAUCUAGAGCAGCAUUUUGUUGAGAAAAUUCAGCAUGCACAUAUUUUUGAGACAUAGUUGGAUCCACAAAACCUAAAAACCUGAUCUCCUGUAUUGUUACAAUAUAGGAAUUUUCUUGAGAUCAGGUUUCCCUCAGCGCUAGCUUCUUGGUCCGACUCUGCAUUGGUUUCUUACAGUCCUCCGGUCGGUAGGGGGCGCAGCAUCUCCGUGGUUUCUCCGGACCGGAAAUCUCUUCUGAGGGUCGGCCGUAACUGAGGGAAGUAGAGAGGCUGUGUUGUGCUUACAUCUUUUGGUUGUGGCUCAAUGGCGGGCAGACGCCUGGGAACCCUGCGUGCGCUGCAGGCAGUGGACACUGAGCUUACUGCGGACUCGGUGGAAUGGUGCCCAGUAGAGGGUUGUCAGCAUCUAAUGGUCUGCGGAACCUACCAGCUGCGAGCGCCCGAGGACCAGACUGCUCUGGAUGUCAGUGAGCCUCAAGUUCGUUUAGGUCGCCUCUACCUGUACAGUUUCAACGAGGACAGCACGGCUAAACCUCUGGUUGAGGUUCAAAGAAGGGACUCUUCCGCCAUCCUGGACAUGAAAUGGUGCCAUAUCCCAGUAUCUGACCACGUGCUUUUAUGCUUGGCAAAUGCCAGUGGAUCUUUAGAGCUGCUCCAAUUGGUGGAAUGUGAGAAAAACAGUUAUACCCUGCAGCCAAUAUCUAGCCUCACCCUGGAGGAGAGGUGCCUGUCCUUGUCACUGGAUUGGUCCACUGGAAAGUCUGUAAGGGCCAGAAACCAGCCCUUGAAGAUCAUUAGCAGUGAUUCUAAGGGGCAGUUGCACCUCCUGAUGGUAAAUGAGGGAGCAGCUGAACUACAGCUUGUGGCUUCAUGGCCAGCCCAUCACUUUGAGGCCUGGAUUGCUGCUUUCAAUUACUGGCAGACAGAACUCGUAUAUUCAGGGGGAGAUGACUGCCUUCUGAGAGGCUGGGAUACUAGGAUGCCUAACAUACCUGUCUUCACUAGCAAAAGACACACCAUGGGUGUGUGCAGUAUCCAGUGCAACCCCCAUCAGGAACACAUACUGGCUACUGGCAGCUAUGAUGAGCAUGUUCUGCUGUGGGACAUUCGGAACACAGAGCAACCUUUGGCAGAUAUGCUGGUACAAGGAGGCGUGUGGAGGCUCAAGUGGCACCCAGUCCACCACCACCUACUCCUGGCGGCUUGCAUGUACAAUGGCUUCAAGAUUCUCAACUGCCAGAAGGCCAUUGAGGAGAAGCAGGACAUGACUGUUUUAAUAUCCCACAAAAUGCCUAACUCAUUAGUAUAUGGGGCCGACUGGUCCUGGCUUCUUUCCCAUUCCAUGAAGCCCACACCUACCUGUUCCUUUGAUCAAAGUGAUAUGGGAGCCAGAGCAGCAGACGGCUACAGCCUAAUAGUUGCACAGGAGCCACCAGCAUCUCUCCAUGAACAAAUAGUGGACCGCCAUGUGGAAAGGCCUGCUAAAACUCACAGAGUUGAACCGAAGGCUUCUCUCUUUCCAUUAACAGAGGACAUGAAAAACAGCAGCAAACUGUACCCCUCAGCCAAGACCUGUGAUCUCAGCCUCCACUCCAGUGGACAGAACUUUGACAAUAGCCUCUUGGCCACCUGCUCCUUUUACGACCAUGUUCUCCACCUCUGGAAAUGGGAGACAGAGCAAGCUUGAGGUUGCAUUCUUUGCAUCCUCUGGAGAGUGCUGGCCAUUGAGAAUGAACUUUCUGGGGGCUAGAGAAAUGGCUUCAGUGGUUAAGAACACUCACUGGUCUUCUAGAGGACCUGGGUUCAAUUCCCAGCACCUACAUGGCGGUCUGUAACUCCUGUUCCAGGGGAUCUGACCCCUUUACCCAUGCAGGCAGAACACCAAUGUGCAUAAAAUAAAAAUAAAUUUAUGAAGAGAAUGAA